AUGAGUGAAAGGAGAAGAUCUGCAGUCGCCCUGAGCUCGCGAGCACAUGCCUUCUCCGUUGAAGCCUUGAUCGGCUCAAAUAAAAAGCGGAAGCUGCGAGACUGGGAGGAGAAGGGGCUGGACCUGUCCAUGGAGGCGCUGAGCCCCGCGGGCCCACUCGGAGACACGGAGGACGCGGCCGCGCACGGCCUGGAGCCUCACCCGGAUUCCGAGCAGAGCACUGGUUCAGACUCUGAGGUGAUCACUGAGCGGUCUUCCUGCUCCUUUGACACUCACACUGACCUGGGCCCUGGUGCUGCAGGCCCUGUGCCUGCUGCCAUGUCUUCCAUGGAGGAGAUUCAGGUGGAGCUGCAGUGUGCUGACCUCUGGAAGAGGUUCCAUGACAUUGGAACCGAGAUGAUCAUCACCAAAGCAGGCAGGAGGAUGUUUCCUGCCAUGAGAGUGAAAAUCACUGGCCUGGAUCCACACCAGCAGUACUACAUAGCGAUGGACAUUGUACCUGUGGACAAUAAAAGAUACAGAUAUGUGUAUCACAGCUCCAAGUGGAUGGUGGCUGGCAACGCUGAUUCCCCUGUGCCCCCAAGAGUUUAUAUACACCCUGAUUCUCUAGCUUCUGGAGAUACUUGGAUGAGACAGGUGGUCAGUUUCGACAAACUCAAGCUGACCAACAAUGAAUUGGAUGAUCAAGGACAUAUCAUUCUUCACUCUAUGCACAAAUACCAGCCUCGGGUUCAUGUGAUUCGCAAGGAUUUCAGCAGCGACCUUUCACCCACCAAACCCAUCCCUGUUGGGGAUGGAGUGAAAACAUUCAGCUUUCCUGAGACCGUGUUUACCACAGUCACGGCCUAUCAGAACCAGCAGAUCACCAGAUUAAAAAUUGACCGAAACCCUUUUGCUAAAGGAUUCAGAGAUUCUGGAAGAAACAGAACCGGACUGGAAGCCAUCAUGGAGACUUAUGCAUUCUGGAGACCCCCUGUGCGCACACUCACCUUUGAAGAUUUCACCACCAUGCAAAAGCAGCAAGGAGGCAGCACAGGCACUUCCCCAACCACCUCCAGCACUGGGACACCAUCCCCUUCAGCUUCUUCUCAUCUUUUAUCUCCAUCCUGUUCUCCUCCAACAUUUCAUCUGGCCCCCAACACUUUCAACGUGGGCUGCCGAGAGAGCCAGCUGUGUAACCUAAACCUCUCUGAUUAUCCACCAUGUGCCCGAAGCAACAUGGCUGCCUUGCAGAGCUACCCAGGGCUGAGUGACAGUGGCUACAACAGGCUCCAGAGUGGCACUGCUUCAGCCCCUCAGCCCUCCGAAACCUUCAUGCCCCAGAGGACUCCAUCCCUGAUCUCAGGAAUACCUACUCCUUCCUCGUUGCCUAGCAACAGCAAGAUGGAAGCCUACGGUGGCCAGCUGGGAUCCUUCCCCACUUCCCAGUUUCAGUAUGUCAUGCAGGCAGGCAAUGCAGCCUCCAGCUCCUCAUCACCACACAUGUUUGGGGGCAGCCACAUGCAGCAGAGCUCCUACAAUGCCUUCUCUCUCCACAACCCUUAUAAUCUAUAUGGAUACAAUUUCCCCACUUCCCCAAGGCUAGCUGCAAGCCCAGAAAAACUGAGCACCUCUCAAAGCACUUUACUCUGUUCUUCUCCUUCCAAUGGGGCCUUUGGAGAGAGGCAGUACCUGCCUACAGGGAUGGAGCAUGGCAUGCACAUGAUUAGCCCCUCAGCCAAUAAUCAGCAGGCGACUAACACCUGUGAUGGCCGGCAGUAUGGGGCGGUCCCGGGCUCCUCCUCCCAGAUGUCCGUUCACAUGGUUUAG
This is a messenger RNA of Eubalaena glacialis (North Atlantic right whale), 1809 nucleotides long. RefSeq names its product T-box transcription factor 15 (gene TBX15). Gene Ontology annotation, biological process: cell fate specification; positive regulation of DNA-templated transcription; regulation of transcription by RNA polymerase II. The transcript is spliced from 8 exons. Gene Ontology annotation, cellular component: nucleus. The record is from RefSeq and is a predicted model, not a curated record. Lineage: Eukaryota; Metazoa; Chordata; Mammalia; Artiodactyla; Balaenidae. The coding region runs from base 1 to 1809 and encodes 602 amino acids. Gene Ontology annotation, molecular function: RNA polymerase II cis-regulatory region sequence-specific DNA binding; DNA-binding transcription factor activity, RNA polymerase II-specific.